AUGGAAGACUCGAUCUCGGUGCAGGUGCCGAAGAGUAUGCAAAAUGGUUCUAUGGUCGAUUCACCGGCUAAAUCGUUUCUCCUGGCAAAGCUCGUGGAGUUACGCACCUCACGAGAAAGAUUUAUUUUGGAGAGAGACGGAGAGAUCAAGGCAGUUGAGACGACUUUGUCUUUGAUGUAA
Molecule: messenger RNA, 180 nt
Organism: Botrytis sinoallii
Lineage: Eukaryota; Fungi; Ascomycota; Leotiomycetes; Helotiales; Sclerotiniaceae
Exons: 1
Coding region: 1-180 (59 amino acids)
Source: RefSeq, a predicted model, not a curated record